Messenger RNA from Closterium sp. Yama58-4, 3045 nucleotides. NCBI's taxonomy places the organism in Eukaryota, Viridiplantae, Streptophyta, Zygnematophyceae, Desmidiales, Closteriaceae. The record is from the annotation of a GenBank genome assembly.
AUGGCUACGCUACGCGUCGCGUCCUCCGCAACUGCAGUCGGAGUAUCACCGUGUGCGGUUUCCGCGACCAAGCAGCAGCACGCUCAAAUCUCCUUCCUAAGCACGGUGAAAACUGCUCCGCUAAGUGCAGCUUCUUAUCGAAGUGCAAAAACCAUUCUUUCGCCAGCAUUGCGACCCACAGCAGCCUUCUCAGAUAAUUCUUCUUCCACCUCGCCGCAUCGCCGUUCCCUCUUACGCUCGGAAGCAGCGAUCGAGAAUCGCGAAGCUUCGUUGAGCAAGCGAUCAGCGGUCGUGAGGCGGAGCGGCGAUGGCGAAACGGCGGACGCGGCAGAAGGCGACGCGAAGAGCCAGCUGAUUAAAACGAUUCAGCUGGGAUCGCUGUUCGGGCUGUGGUACCUCUUUAACAUCUACUUCAACAUUUACAACAAGCAGGUGCUCAAGGUGUUCCCGUACCCGCUCACCAUCACGACGGUGCAAUUCGCCAUCGGCGCCAUCGUGGUGCUACUGUCGUGGGCCACCAACAUCGUCAAGCGUCCUACGAUUUCCAAGGCACAGCUCCUCGCCAUCCUCCCUCUAGCUCUCGUGCACACCAUGGGCAACGCCUUCACCAACGUCAGCCUGGGCAAGGUGGCCGUGUCGUUCACUCACACCAUCAAGGCGCUCGAGCCCUUCUUCUCCGUCACGCUCUCCGCGCUGCUGCUGGGCGAGCAACCCACGCUGCCUGUGAUUCUCGCGCUCAUGCCAAUCGUGGGAGGAGUGGCGCUCGCCUCGGCCACCGAAGCUUCCUUCAACUGGGCGGGUUUCCUGUCAGCAAUGGCGUCUAACCUCACCUUCCAGUCGCGCAACGUGCUCAGCAAGAAGCUCAUGAUCAAGAAAGACGCGUCACUGGACAACAUAAACCUCUUCUCCAUCAUCACCAUCCUCUCCUUCUUCCUGCUGCUGCCCGUCGCGCUGCUCACAGAGGGCGUCAAGUUCAGCCCCAAGCUGCUGCAGGCGCAGGGAGUGGAUGUGCAGAGGCUGAUCAUCCGAUCCACGCUCGCUGCUCUCUGCUUCCACGCUUACCAGCAGGUUUCUUACAUGAUUCUGCAGCGUGUAUCCCCAGUCACCCACUCAGUCGGCAACUGCGUUAAGAGGGUUAUCGUUAUAGUCACUUCUGUGCUUUUCUUCCGAACACCCGUCUCCCCGAUCAACGCUGUCGGCACUGCGAUUGCGCUGGGUGGUGUGUUUGCGUAUUCUCGUGCCAAGUCCUCCAAGCCCAAGAACCUGUGUUCACCGAAGGGGCUACUCCUUUCCGCCAUGGCUUCCAACUCCGUGUUUGCUGCUGUGCUCCUCCUCGCUCUCUCCCUACCCUUCGUCCUUGCUGGAAACGCGGCUGGCGCGGAGCAAUCGUCUCAGUCCAACUAUCAGUACGACGCCAACGGCAACAUUAUCCUGUCUCCCGCGGGGACCAACAACCAGAACGGCAACGGGGAGGGCACAUCCGCGGCCGUGAUCGACUGGUACAACGACCAGGAGUACCCGACCUGCCCGCUUAAAGCCUGCCCGGAAUUUAAGCACUAUUGCUCGGGCGGCAUGUGCAACGACACGGCCGGGAUCCUUGGCCGCUGGAGGCUCCCCGAGCAGUCCGAGGGCGUGUGCCCGCCGGGGCGCGCCCUCCCGAAGCCCAACAACGAGUGGUGCAUGGAGGAGCUCACGCCGUCGCAGUGCUGCAAGGCGUGCUCUGAGAGCAAGGAGCCGUGCGCCAUGUGGCAGCACUACAUUGGACCGACCUCCCCCAGAUCUACCUCCCCCUCCACUGAAAACGCUUCCGUUCGGCCACAGUCUCCUCCCGCUCCCCCCGCCCCGCCCGCCUUCCCCCUAUUCUCCGCCCCCUUGCCCGUGGUGCUCCCCCCGCCGCCCUCCCUCCCGCACCUGAUUCCCAGGCAGCAGCAGCGCCUGGCGCUCUAUCUCGACCUGCUUUUGGACUGGAAUCAGCGCAUGAACCUGACAGCGGUCACUAGUCGCGCAGAGGCCGAGCAGCGCCAUAUAGCCGACUCGCUCUCGCUCAUCCCUGUCAUUCUGGCCAUCACCGCACCACCGCUCCCAACCGCGCCACUUGCUGCCGUACCUUCCCCUGCUGCGCCACGUGGCGCGCUGCGAUUGGUGGAUGUGGGCACGGGAGCGGGGCUGCCAGGUGUCGUGCUGGCAGUGGCCCAGCCCACGUGGCAAGUCACUCUUGUUGAGUCUCUAAACAAGAGAUGCGACUUCCUGUCGCAUGUGGUGCGGGAGCUGGGCCUGCGGAACGUGCAAGUGGUGUGCGGCAGGGCAGAGGUGAAUCUCUCCCCCACACCCCCUCCUUCCCCCUCCCCGUUCUCCGCCCUUCCCUCUGUGCUGCUGCAGGAGGUGGGGAGGGACCCGGACCAUAGGGAGGCCUACGACCUGGCUGUAGCGCGGGCUGUAGCGGAGAUGAGAGUGCUCAGUGAGUCAACAACUGUUGUAGCGUGUCCUGUAGCACGGGCUGUAGCACUGGUUGUAGCGUGGGAGGUGGGGAGGGACCCGGACCACAGGGAGGCCUACGACCUGGCUGUAGCGCGGGCUGUAGCGGAGAUGAGAGUGCUCAGUGAGUCAACAACUGUUGAAGCGUGUCCUGUAGCACGGGCUGUAGCACUGGUUGUAGCAUGGGAGGUGGGGAGGGACCCGGACCACAGGGAGGCCUACGACCUGGCUGUAGCGCGGGCUGUAGCGGAGAUGAGAGUGCUCAGUGAGUCAACAACUGUUGAAGCGUGUCCUGUAGCACGGGCUGUAGCACUGGUUGUAGCAUGGGAGGUGGGGAGGGACCCGGACCACAGGGAGGCCUACGACCUGGCUGUAGCGCGGGCUGUAGCAGAGAUGAGAGUGCUCAAUGAGCUCUGUUUGCCCCUGAUUCGAGUGGGAGGUGCCUUCAUAGCCGCCAAGGGACCCAACCCUCAGGGGGAGGUGGCAGCAGCAUCUAACUCUGCUUCUCUGCUCGGUGCUCAACUUGCGCAAAUCUACGAGGGUGGGUGCAUACUACUUACCACAUUCUGA